AACUGAACUGAACUGGCGAACUGCUGAAGCUGAACCUGAACAUAACACAUAACCCAACUUUGUAGGAUGUUUUUUGGUUGUAAACAAAAAAUGAUAAAAGUUUCAUAAAAUUUACACUUUUGUGCUAAUUAGUGUGGUUUUGAUUAUUCUAAAUUCAUAAUGAUAACGUUGUCGCAAAGACUUAAACGAAAAGCAGAUAAUAAUGAAGCAACAACAUCAAGAGCUUCAAUAAGAGACAGAUUACUAGUUAAGGAAGCUCAAGAAAUGGCUCAGUUGUUACCUUCGUGUUGUUCUAUCCACUAUACCAAUGAACAUGAUUUAAGUAGAUUUAUGUUAGUAGUAAAGCCAACAGAGGGUUUCUGGGAAGGUGGGACUUUUCGGUUUGAUAUAUGUGUUACAGAUGAAUAUAACAUGGUCCCCCCUGUAGUUAAAUGCCUAACAAAAUUGUGGCAUCCAAAUAUUACUGAAUCUGGUGAAGUAUGUUUAUCAUUACUUAGAAGACACAGUAUGGAUGGCAUGGGAUGGUCACCUAUUAGAAGAUUAAAUGAUGUUGUUUGGGGAUUAAAUGCCUUAUUCACGGACUUACUGAACUUUGAAGAUCCUCUCAAUGUGGAAGCUGCUGAAAUGUACAGGCAUUCUAAAGAGGAAUUUAAAAUGAAAGUUAUGGAGUAUGUAGCUAGUUAUGCAAAGGAUUAGGUUAUACUUCAUGAGCUUGUAAGUCUUUUGUAUUUAUUUUGCAGAAAUUUUAUUUAAAAUAAUUAAUUUUUGGUUGCUGUGUUACUAGGGUGUAAGUAGAGGGUGCCUAAAAUGAUAUUACAUCCUUUUUGUAGAACUAUUGUUCUACUAAUAUUUUGAUUCUACUAAUUCAGUACUGUUAAAUAAUUUUACAAAAAUAUAGUCAAAUCAAACAAACUUAUUCGCAAAAGUUUUGCACCACCAAAAAUUAUGCUCACUGGUAUUUACAUUGUUGGGCAAAUGUUUACUCAAACUUUUUUUUUUAGCUUAUAUCGGGUGGAAGAGACGAAAUGGCUUUCUUAUACCAAGUUCGAGACACCCUGUAGAAAGGACAAGACACAAGAGUGGGUAUACAUAUACAUCAAAAUUGUGUUGCAGUCUUAAGUUUUAUGAACAUUUUGUUUUUUAGUUCACCUGAUAUCUUUAAAAACAAAGAAAAUAGACCUUUUUAUUGUCUAUUGUGUUUUAACUGAAACAAUACUAAAUUAAUAAUAAAAAUUAACAACAGUUAACAAAUCUUUAAAAACAGGAUCAAAUAUAACGUAAACUAAUAUCGCGUGUUUUCCCUCUAAUUCUAAUAAUAGCUUCACAUCGCCUAGACAUGCUGGAUAUUAAGCAGGCUGUUUGAUUUUGACGUAUGGAGUUUCAGAUAGCAAUAACCAUAGUUUCUAUAUCUUGCAGGAAAGCAGGAAGGGGCUGAUAAAGUCUUAUUGUCUACCGACAAUAUCCAAUAAGUGAUCAAUACGACUCAUUUUGGGACUGUGAGGGGGCCAUUUCGAUAUCUGAAUAUUUACCUGAUGUAAAUAUUGAUUAAAGACACUAACUCCGUUCUUACUGUCAAGGAAAUUCCAUCCCAAAACAUCACAGAGCCUCCAUUAAACAAUCUCGUCUCUUAUGUUGCGUUGUGCAUACCGCUCACUUGGUUGACAGAUAACUAAGUGUCGACUAAAACUGUUUUCGUUAUGUGUCUUUGUUUUUAAAAUUUUGAUAACUGUUGUUAUUUUUUAUUGUUAAUUUAGUAUUGUUUCAGUUCAAACGCAUGUUACAGAAUAAAACCAUCUAUUUUCUUUGAUUUUAAAGAUAUCAGGUAAAUUAAAAAACAAAAUGUUUUAAAAUCUGUUACAGCUCAUAGAAACUUUUCAUUUUUUGCAUUAUGUUCAGGAUGAUGUCAAGAAGAAAGUCUGCCAUAGAAAAAUGGGUGGAAAUGCAUAGUUGCAUUUUAAAUGGCAUAAAAUGCAUCCAAAAGUGCACAUAAACAUGUCAAAAUAAGUGUAUUAAGGGCCAGAUCUUGUUACUCGCCGGCUUUUUGGGUCGCUGAAAACGUAUACGCUAUCAGAACCGACCAUCGGAGCACAUGGCGCCCAGGUUCACUGCUAAGGCACGUCAUCUGGAGUUUUGAAGGUUUUCGGCACUAAAUUGAUGGAAACAGAUUAUUCGGGGGUUUUUGGGGUAGCUGAGCAAGAAUACGCCAUCAGAACCGACCCCCCGCUGCACUUGGUGCCCAAAAGAUCUUCAAACUCCAGAAGAUAACAUGCCUUAGCAGUGACCUUGGGCACCAGGUUAUCCGUGGGUCAGUUCUGAUAGCGGAUUCGUAUUCAACGACCGCAAAAACCGCCUAGUAAUCUAUUUGCAUGCAUUCAGUGUCGAAAACGUUUGAAACUCCAGAAGAUGACAUUCCUUAGCAGUCACCUUGACAAAAGGUGCUCCGGAAGUCGGUUCUGAUGGUGUAUUCGUGUUCAUCAACCCCAAAACCUCACCUCACCUUAAUUACAGGAAAACAAUGAAUGCACCACUAUAAUAAUUUAUUAUCAGAAGAAAGAGAAGAAUAUAAGACGGCACCAGAAGAACACAUCGACAUACACGAAGGAGUAGCGGUGACUAAAAACAUCCUAUGAAACGCCGUAAUGUGAUUAAAAAAUAAAAGAGCAUGUGGCCCUGAAUCAAUAAACGCCGAACUGAACUGCUUAUAUGUGGCACCGAAAAAUUAGUUCGACUGAUUACAAAAAUUGUUAAUAUGUAUAUGUAUAAAUGGAUACCACGUUCUCAGCCAAUGUUAAGUGGCAUACAUUUCCUCAAUGCACAAAAAAAAAUAAAAGAAAAGCUAUAGGAUGUCUUUCUCUGGAACAAGAAUAUAACAGAAAAAAAUUUAAUAUCUAUGAAACUCUGGUAAAAAGCAUGCUCUUACACAAUAAUUGUGAAACGAGGCAAUUAACAGAGAAAUCGAAGAAAUAUAGAAGCCCCGGAAAUGGAUGUAAUAAGGCGAACGCUAAAGAUUUCGAAAAGGGAGAGGAUAAGAACGGAAGAAAUUAGAGCACGCAUGAGAAUAGAAGGUACAGUCAUGGAUGACAUACAACGAAAGCAGUUCAAAUGGUUUGGACAUGUCCAACGAAUGGAAGAAGGUCCCGAAACAAGUAAUUGCAUGAACACCUACAUCUACAUGAAUCCAGAAGAGAGAAAUACUUAAGAAAACAUGGAUGGAAAGAAUCAGAAACUUAAUGAGCUCCAAAGAACUUAGAGAAGAACAGUGGAACAACCGAACUGAAUGAAAAGUGGGAUCGGACAACGUCAAAAGACGUUCUAAACGGAUUAUAUCAUAUUAUACAUUAUUAUAUAUCAUUAUGUAUAAUGAAAAAUUAUAACAAAAAGAUUAUAAUUAUUAUAUAUUAUAAGAAUUUGAGGAGUAUCAUGAUCAUUAAAUUAUAUAAAUAUAGAAUUAUGUGUAAUGUUUCUUUAGUUAGAGGGUGUUUUGAAAUAAAAAUGUUGUCAAAAGUAUAAAUAAGCUUUAUCCAUUCAUAAGAACUAAAUAUUCGUUUUCGUACCUGUAAUAACAUUUAUGACCCUAGGGAAAACUAUAAACAACAAGUAGCAAACGAAGAGUCAGAAAUUAAUAAGAUUAAUGAAGAAAUGAAAAAGAAAAACUCUUGGAAGCGGGAAUGAAAACUGCCAAAAAACUAAGAACAAAAGAAAAUAGAUUAAGUAGCGGGGCAGUUAAAUUAAUGGAAAGUAGACGAAAACUAAUAAGCGAAAACAAAAGAAACACAGUAGAAUACGUAGAACUAAACAAACUUAUUAAGAGAAAAACCAGAGAGGAUCUAAGAAAACACACUGAAAAUGAAAUCGAGAAAGUAAUUAAGAGAAAUAAGGGCCUAAAAUGCUUACGACCAAAUUUAGGGAAACCACUACUCAUUUCAAUAAAGGAUGAAACAGGACGGGAAGAGAGGAGAAAAGAUAAAAUAUCAGAAGAAGUAGAAAGGUUUUAUAAAGAACUAUACACCUCAAAGAAAGACGCAAACUUCAACACAAAAAGAAAAUUAGGAAAUAGAAGCAGCACUAUCACAAUUAAAGAACAACAAAGCACCAGGACCAGAUGGAAUCCUUGCUGAAAUGUUGAAAGAGGGGAAAGAAGAAAUCUUACAAACAUUAAGAAAUCUAUUUAAUUAGUGUCUACAUAAAGGAGAAAUACCCGACGAAUGGAACGAAAGUCUUACAAUCCUGCUAUUUAAGAAAGGCGACAGAAAGGACAUAAAAAAUUACAGACCCAUCUCACUGCUGUCGCAAACGUAUAAACUAUUCAUGAGGAUUAUCAACAACAGGCUAACACACAAAUUAAACUCGUAUCAACCAGUAGAGCAGGCAGGAUUCCGAAAGGGAUAUAGCACCACUGACCAUCUUCUAACAAUUAGGACAUUAAUAGAAAAAGCUAACGAAUACCAUAUAGAUCUGCACUUAGCGUUCGUUGACUACGAAAAAGCAUUUGGCAGCGUGGAAAUGUGGGCAAUAGAAAAAGCUAUAAACAACUGUAGAAUAGAUUCCAGAUACAGAAUGCUAAUACAUAAUAUAUAUAAGAAAGCAACAAUGACAGUACAAUUGGAAGAAUCCACAAAACCCAUACCAAUUAACAGAGGAGUGCGACAGGGAGAUGUUAUUUCUCCUAAACUAUUUACAUUAGCACUAGAAGAUGCAAAACAAUGGAAUGGACAAACAUGGGAAUAAACAUAUGGAAAGAAACUAAACCACCUAAGAUAUGCAGACGAUGUAGUAGUCAGCAUCAAGUUUUCAAGAACUACAAACCAUGCUAACCGAACUAGCAAAUGAAUCCGAACAAAUAGGUCUAAAAAUGAAUUUUGCCAAAACAAAAACAAUGACAAACACACAAGAUAAUAGAAACGUAAUACUAAACGACACCACAAUAGAAGCGGUCAAUGAUUAUAUAUAUUUGGGACAGAUGAUAAAAAUAAAUAAGGAAAACCAAACAGCGGAGGUAAAAAGAAGGGUCAGAUUAGCCUGGGCAGGAUUUGGAAAAUUAAAAUGGGUCCUAAAGAGUAAAAAAAUAGAACAAUACUUAAAAACAAGAGUGUUUGACCAGUGCGUACUCCCAAUUCUCACAUACGCAUGCCAAAUAUGGACCUUGACCAAGGCAAACAUGGAUAAAAUAAUGAAGACACAAAGAGCCAUGGAGAGAGCAAUGUUAGGAGUAAAAUUGACAGACAAAAAGCAAAACAACUGGGUAAGAAAUAAAACAAAAGUCAAAGACGCAGGACAACAUAUAGCCAGACUAAAAUGGAGCUUCGCAGGUCAUAACGCUAGACAAACGGACAAUAGGUGGAAUAGCACGAUACAACAAUGGAGACCAUGGACAGGAAAGAGAGCAAGAGGACGACCCCAGAUGAGAUGGGGAGACGACAUUAAAAAGAUAGGAGGAACGCACUGGAAACAGAAAGCACCAAACAGAAGCGAAUGGAGGAAACUGGGGGAAGCCUAUGUUCAAAAUUGGACGAAUUAAAGGGCAAAAGAAGAUGACCCUACCGAGAGGGUGUGUAUACCUGCUGGCUAAAUAUCGACAACAAGGACAGCCUGUGCUGGACCGAGAGAGAUAACUUUUAGCAGAACUUUCUGUUACACUUUAUGUUAAAAACAAAAACAAAUUAGGAAAGUGGGAAAAAUUCUAUAGUGACGUAUUUGUUUAAAUUUUUUUUUCAGGUUAAUUUUAAACAAAAAAUAUUGUUUAAACAAUGUAAUAAUUUAUAAAGAGAUAGUGCACUAGAACUUUUUAAGACCUUCCAUAUAAAAAAAGAAUUAUCUCAAUAGCUGCCAUAGUUUUUGCAUUAUUUUAUUUAAACUUUUACAUUGGAAUUUAGCUAUGCCCAGAAUCGCGAGGAAGGGCCUUAAUAUGCUUAUUUUGAUUGUUUAUUCACUUUAAAAUGCAAUUAUGCAUUUCCAUCCAUUUUCCUAUAGGAGACUUUUUCCUGACAUUAUCCUAACACAAUGCAAAAAGUUGUAAGUUUUUAGGUGCUGUAUUUAAAAAUCGAUUUAUUCCGGUGUAUUUAGUGCUAAAUGCCCUGGUCUACAAGACUAUAACAUAAUUUGAUGUAUACCCACUCUUGCACCUUGUUCUCGCUACAGCGUGUCCCAAAUUUAACAUAUGAAAAACAUUUAUUUUCUUCCAUCUGGUAUAAGCCCGCUGAAAACAAGCGUGCAUCUUGGACGUAUCCUAAAAUUCACGCUGGUUUUCGGAGCCAGCGCCGACUCCGAAAAGCAGCGUCCACAUUGGACGCACCCUUAGGGCGCGUCCAUAGUGCACGCUGGUUUCCUAGUCAGAAAGCCGACGCCGAGUCGGUGUAGCUAAAUCCUUCGUAUUUAAAUGGACGCCCUUAGGGUGUUUCGUAUUUAAACGCGCCUGUCCAAAGUGCACCUGCGCACUGACAAUUGAACACAAAGGGUUAUUCGCAUACAGACUCGGCGCUUACUCCGAAAUCCAGCGUUCACCUUGGACGCACCCUUAAAGUAUUUUUUGACUAGGUGAAUUGGGUUAAAUUGUCUUAAAAUUAUCUGAGGAAUCUCUGGUCUUUGUUUGUCAGGAGAGUUUCUGGACACCCAGUAGGCAUACAACAAAAAAGAGUACUUAUUUGAUAUAUUUUAUUAUGUUUAUGUUUUGAAAAAUAACUCAUAAAUAAAUACGUUAUUUUAAUUUGUAAAUAGUUUUAGCUGAUUCCAUAGUGCAGUCAUUGUAGCGUAAAAUAGGUUUUUACCUCCGAAAUUUUUUACUAUGAACCGAUUUACAUGAGAUUUUGGAAUUAGGCUUAUCUUACCCUUAACUACAAAAGUGUUAUUGAUCCGAAUUCCGUUUUUUAUUUUUAAGGGAUGAAAACAACCCCUUAAUGGAAAAAUUGCCAUUGAGCCAUUUUAUCGCCAGAAAACGUGUUUAAUAAUAAAGAGUGACAUUGUGAAGUGUUUUCUAACACAAUAACCUCAUGUUAAACUCAUUUUCAUCCCCUUGAAAACCGUACAACCCUUGCAAACAACCCCUAAAUCGAAAAAAUUUACAAAAAAUUAAUUUAGUAUGACAUAAAAAAAUUUAAAUACAUAUAGAGUAAAUGAUAUUUUACGUUCUCUAUCUUAAUUAUCAUAUUGUUAACCCCCUGUCAACCCUUAAAAACAACCUCUAAAUAGAAAAAAUUUACAAAAAAUUAAUUUGGUUUGAUAAGAAGACCUAAAUAUAGAGUAAACAAUAUUUUACGUUCUCUAUCUUAAUUAUUUAAUUGAAUGGUAGGCUACAACAAUGUUGUAAGCGACAUAUUGGGUUAAAGUGAGGUUUUAAUGCAAUAUUAUUGUAUUAUCAAAGACCAAUGCGAGCAUCUUUCAAUCUGGCUAAAAAUAUUUUGCCUUCCCUGAGUUUUUCGUACCGCAAUGUUGGUAUCCGUAUGUUCAUAAAUGGCUUGUCAAUGUGUUUUUUUCAUCUCCUGCAUAAUCUCGAUUCUGUCGCUUACAACAUUGUUGUAGCCCACCAUUCAAUUGUUAACCCCUUUCAACCCUUAAAAUCAACCCCUCGAUUAAAAAUUGUAUAAAAAAUUUCUUUUGAUAAACUAAAAAGGAUUUAAAUAUCGUUCCACGUUCUCGAAAAAGCUAUGCUGGAAAAUCAUAUGCUCAACUUCUUUAACCCUUAAAACUAGCCCUAAAUUAAAACAUUGAAUAUGUAUGAUUUAGUUUUUGGGCCAUAACUACUUCAAUUUUGAAGCUAUCACAACUUAUAAAAAACCAUUUUGAAGGUAAUUAAAAGAGCUACAACUUCUUUCGGUGUAAUAUGUGGUGAAAAACCUUUUAUUUUGAAACGGUGAAGGGUCAAAGGGCUCGAGAGAGACUGUGGUUGCGCUACCGCGCGCUCUUUAAUCAAUCAUAUCUUUGUCAAUUUUUGUGCGAUAGGAAAAACAAACAAACCAAAAUUUUUGCCAAAAAACCUUUUUUUAUUAUUACAUUUUUUUUACGUAUCUCAUUAUUUUUGAGAUAUGAAAAAAAAGGUGGUUUCUUUAAAAAUUCGAAAAUUUUUUUCUUAAAAUCGUGAUUUUUUAAAAAAAUAUGUGUUCCAAAGCAGCGAAACUGCUAGAAUCCAUCAAUCUCUUUAUAUUAAAGUUGAUUCUAGACGGAAUUUAGAUCCAUUGAUUUAAAAAAAAACAUUAGAUGUUCCUCUUUUUUUCAUUACAGCUCACUCAUUUUACGUACAAAAGACUUUUAACGGUGCUCAUGUUAAAGCUUAUUGUAUGCACUAUAAAAUCCUUUCUCACUAGCAUGCAUAAAAUUUAUUCUCUCUCCGCUAGAUGCCAUUGAAUACAUUAAACCGCUAGAUGCCAUUUAAUACAUUGAUUAAAUUUCACACAAAAUAAAAAACGGCUUUGAUCUUCAAUAUCUCGCUUAAUAUUGCACUUAGAACACUCUUUAAAAAACCAAUUUAUUUGUUUUUUUACCUGCUACAAUUUUGUUCAGUAUAAUAUCGACAAAAUGCAUAUUUUUGGAGAUAUUUGCAAAAAAACUGUUGAAAAUCGUGAGAAAAUUUCGAAUUUUCAAUUGCCAAUACCUUGAACAGUAUUGGGUUUUUGAAAAAACUUUAUGCAACAUUUUUUGCUUAAAAUUAGGUCUUCUAUCGAUAUCUGAGAUUAUUUUGAAAAAAAAAAUUUCCACCACCGAAAAGGGGUGGCAACCACCCCCAGGGUGAAAACGGAGUUCGGGUCAAUAUCACUUUUGAAGUUAAGGGUAGGAUAAACCUAAUUCCAAAAUUUCAUGUAAAUCGGUUCAUAGUAAAAAAUUUCUGAGCUAAAAAGCUUCAAUGACUGCACUACCAAUAAUUUUAAGUUUUUGAAUAAACAAUAGGACUACUAGUUGGGAAUCUGGCCUAAUAUUUAUUUAAAUAAUAUCGGUUUUGGACACCCUCUCUCAAUAAUUUGAAUUAAGAUCAAUAUAUCCACAUAAUUUUUGCUAUAUUUGUAAUUGUGAUAAAUAUUAUGCUUUUUAAAUUUUUAUAAAAAGAAUCAAUUGAUAUUAAAAAAAUAUUUUUUGUGUUAAAAACUUACCUUUCCAAAUUUCCAUAUUGUGACCAAUCACCCCUGAUUAUUAUCUUAAUAAAAAACAACUUAGAUUUUGC
This is a messenger RNA of Diabrotica virgifera virgifera (western corn rootworm), 9148 nucleotides long. Its product is annotated as NEDD8-conjugating enzyme UBE2F-like. The record is from RefSeq and is a predicted model, not a curated record. NCBI's taxonomy places the organism in Eukaryota, Metazoa, Arthropoda, Insecta, Coleoptera, Chrysomelidae. Bases 160 to 696 code for a protein of 178 amino acids. The transcript has 3 exons.